This is a messenger RNA of Portunus trituberculatus (swimming crab), 608 nucleotides long. RefSeq lists its product as uncharacterized. The record is from RefSeq and is a predicted model, not a curated record. The transcript has 5 exons. The coding region runs from base 1 to 591 and encodes 196 amino acids. Lineage: Eukaryota; Metazoa; Arthropoda; Malacostraca; Decapoda; Portunidae.
AUGUGUCUGGCGCGGCGUGUCAUGUGUCGUGUGAACACUGCAACACUCUCACAACACUGUGUUAUUACACACAUCCCAGCAAAGUGUCUUAAAUCCACGCUAGAGUGUCGGGGCGCGGCAGCGUGCCCCGCCAUUGCACACAGUUGGGGCGGAGGGCUCGCUACGUCCCGCUGUCGCUCCAAGGCAGUGACCCUCACACACAAGUCCCUGACCUCGCCCCGGAUUUCCAGCAAGAGCUGCACCACGUCCUGGAGGGUCGAAGGCACGCCAGCCUGCGAUGCGGGGACUGCACGCUCAGCCCCCUACUGCAGCAGUAUAGCCACAUACUCUCCCUGUCUCCACCACCACCUGACCACCACUCUCUCUGCGUCUUCCAUGCUGCUCGCUGACAGCAUUCCAUCGUCUGCAAAGAAUAAAGGUGCACCAUGGCUUGCCACAAUGUCACAAUGGGUUCUUGGAGAGCCGCUGCUGUUGACUUGCUGCAUGUCUCCUCUCUGCGGCAAAACUCCACAAAUACUCCACUCACCAAGUUCCAGAGGGAGAGGAUCACCAGCCACCACCGGCCGUACUAAAGGAAGUGGCUCUAUGUAGGGAUGGAACAUAGCAAC